AUGGCUGGUCGGUUGUUUUCACCGCUGAUAAACAGAUUUCGAAGAAGAGGAAUGAACGGCAACGAACGCCUGCUGGAAGACGACACGUGCACAGAAAUCUCUCUUGGCGAUUUUUCUACAAAUCUUACCUUUCUGCCUCAAAGAGAUCACGCAUCGACGAGUAGCAACGUUAACAGUACAGAAAACAAUUAUGCCGCAGUGGUAGGUGAUCAACACCUCGAGGAUAACCGAGUAUCGAAUGAAAACAUUGCGACUACAAGUCCCGCAAUGACGGUGCAAUUUACACAUUUGCAGUCUCCGAGGCGAAAAAUAUUUCACUUUCUUGGGGUCACACUGACAAUUUUUAGUUCCUUACUGUUGUCUGUAUCUUCUUUGUUGAUUAAACUUGCAGAAAGCAUUCCUACCUUGCAAACCGUUUUCAUCAGAUUAACAUUACAACUCGUGUUCUCUCUCCCAGCCAUGAUAUUUUUGAAGGACCAGUUCAUUCAUCCGUGGAAGAAAACGAGAUUUCUUAUCCUCCGUGGUGUGACUGGAGUUACAGCUAUGAGUUUGAUGGUUUAUUCGGUAAAGCACAUGCCACUGGCAGAUGCGAGGGUGAUAUUUUAUACAUCUCCAGUUUAUACAGCGCUUUUGGGUAGGAUCUUCCUCAAAGAAUCUGUAAGCAAGUUUGAUUUCAUAGCUACAUUGCUUGGUUUAGUAGGCGUUGUGUUAAUUGGAAGGCCAUCGUUUCUUUUCGGCUCUUUAGGGAAAAGUUUCGCCUCUAGCAAUAUCUGGUUGCCCACUGUUCUUGCAGUUCUCUCAGCAAUAUUUUUUUCGCUGGCUAUUAUUUUGGUACGGAAGAUGUCUCAGGAAGUUAGCACAAGAGUAGUUGUAUUUUAUUUUGCUCUUGUAGGAUCUGUCAGUAGCCUGUUGGUAUCACUGAUUUCUGGAGAAUUUAAAUACCCUGACUGUGGAACUCAUGAUGUUGUUUAUGUCAUUAUCGCAGGUACGCUCGGCUAUUUUGGGCAGUUAUUGUCAACCAAGGCAUGUCAACUGGAAAAAGCUAGUGUAGUCACUUUGGUUCGCACAACUGGAAUUGCUUUCUCUUUUAUCCUUCAGUUAAUAUUCUUAAACGUCACUCCAAAUGGACUGAGUAUUGGAGGCGCAAUUCUCAUUCUUCUUUGUAAUGUGGUUAUUUUCAUCAAGAAAUUGUUAAAUCAUAAAAAGGAACAAAAUUAA
Messenger RNA from Porites lobata, 1218 nucleotides. Lineage: Eukaryota; Metazoa; Cnidaria; Anthozoa; Scleractinia; Poritidae. The record is from the annotation of a GenBank genome assembly.